AUGUCCCUUAUAGAAAUCGAGUCAGAGGACCAGUUCACCAAGCUCACAAAAGAUGACCCUACCAAGUUGAUUGCUCUCUAUUUUCACACGCCCUGGGCCGCUCCUUGCCAGACCAUGAACUCGGUGGUGAAGACUUUGGCUCAGGCAAACCCAGAUGUCAGAUUCCUUUCCAUCAACGCUGAUGAUCACUCAGAUAUCUCUGAGUUGUUCGAGGUGUCUGCAGUGCCUUACAUAAUAUUGAUUCGCAACUCCACAAUCUUAAAAGAGUUGAGCGGAGCAGACCCAAAAGAGUUCAUAGCUGCUUUGAAACAGUUCACCGGCGACACUACGCCUUCUGGAGAUGCUGCCGCUGCUGCUAACUCCCUGGAUAGCCAGUCAACUCCUUCGGCUGCUGCCAAAGAACCCUCCCCUGAGGAGCUUGAAGAGAGGCUAAAGAAGCUUACCUCCGCAGCUCCAGUGAUGCUUUUCAUGAAGGGAUCUCCUUCAUCUCCUCAAUGUGGCUUCUCACGUCAAAUGGUGGCCAUAUUGAGAGAACAUCAAGUGAGAUUUGGCUUCUUCGAUAUUUUGAAGGAUGAUACCGUGAGACAAGGUCUUAAGACCUUCUCUGACUGGCCUACAUUCCCACAGCUAUACGUGAACGGUGAAUUUCAAGGUGGUUUGGACAUCAUCAAGGAGUCUCUUGAGGACGACCCCGACUUCUUCCAGACAGCAUUGUCCACGUAA
Candidozyma auris is the source of this 723-nucleotide messenger RNA. It is a transcript of the gene GRX3, whose product is annotated as monothiol glutaredoxin. The transcript has a single exon. The record is from RefSeq and is a predicted model, not a curated record. Gene Ontology annotation, molecular function: 2 iron, 2 sulfur cluster binding. Lineage: Eukaryota; Fungi; Ascomycota; Pichiomycetes; Serinales; Metschnikowiaceae. The coding region runs from base 1 to 723 and encodes 240 amino acids.